This is a messenger RNA of Neohortaea acidophila, 966 nucleotides long. Its product is annotated as voltage-dependent anion channel-domain-containing protein. The record is from RefSeq and is a predicted model, not a curated record. The transcript is spliced from 3 exons. Gene Ontology annotation, molecular function: sulfite transmembrane transporter activity. The coding region runs from base 1 to 966 and encodes 321 amino acids. Gene Ontology annotation, biological process: transmembrane transport; sulfite transmembrane transport. Lineage: Eukaryota; Fungi; Ascomycota; Dothideomycetes; Mycosphaerellales; Teratosphaeriaceae. Gene Ontology annotation, cellular component: plasma membrane.
AUGGCUAACGAGCAGCACAGGUUUACGUGGUGCAUGAACAGCGGCGCUCUUGCCAUCCUGCUACAUCAAACCCCCCUCCGCUUCAAGGGCAUCGACAUCCUCGCCGACAUCCUCUUCUGCAUCGCCCUCGUCACCUACGUCGUCUUUUCCAUCCUCUUCAUCGCUCGCUUCGUGUGGUUUCGGAAGGCCGCAUACCUCGAAAUCACGUGGAAUGCGUGCCUGCUGUUCUGGGCCUUCACCAUCCUCAUCCGCCGACAUGAACCCUCCAACGCGAAUCUCCCUUUCAGCAUCAUCAUUCCCGCAGUCAGUGUCUCCACCGUCGGCCUAACAGGUGCCGUUAUAUCGACGUACGCAGUCGGUCUGUCUGCACGCCUGGCGAUCCCGGUGAUGAUUGUCAGCUUCCAAUGGACGGGAGUGGGCAUCUUGUUUGGGAUACUCCUCACGUCCUAUCUCUUCUGGUCUCUACUUACGAAAGGAUGGCCUGCACCGGACCAGACCGCAACCCUUUUCAUCCUUGUUGGACCCAUGGGUAUGUACAUGCCAUCAACUUACGGCCGUUUCGGCGAGUACAACACCGGCACCUUCCUCACCGCAGAAUCAGCCAAGGCCCUGGCGCCAGCCUGCCUCCUCCUCGCCUUCCUCAUGAACGGCCUGGGCAUCAUUUGGCUCAUCCUCGGCAUCCUCGGCAUGCUCGAGCGAGCAGUGAAGCGCGAACUCCGCUGGACGCCCGCGUGGAACGGCAUCAUCUUCCCCAACUCCACUCUCACCACCUCCUUCCUGCUCUUUGCCAUCGACCUCGACUCCCCCGCUUAUAGAGUCAUCACCGUCAUCAUGAUCAUUGCUCUUGUCAUUGUCUAUUUGGUCAAUCUCGUGUACACGGUGCUGCGGGUGUCGCAGGGCAAGUUGCUCAUCGUGCGAGAGGAUUGGCGGGUGAGGAAGUUGAUGGAGGAGCAGAAGGAGGAGUGA